Molecule: messenger RNA, 526 nt
Organism: Hibiscus syriacus
Lineage: Eukaryota; Viridiplantae; Streptophyta; Magnoliopsida; Malvales; Malvaceae
Product: betaine aldehyde dehydrogenase 2, mitochondrial-like
Exons: 4
Coding region: 1-414 (137 amino acids)
Molecular function (GO): oxidoreductase activity, acting on the aldehyde or oxo group of donors, NAD or NADP as acceptor
Source: RefSeq, a predicted model, not a curated record
AUGCAAAUCUGGAGAGAGGAGGUUUUCGGACCCGUUCUUUGUGUUAAAACAUUUAAUAGCGAAGAUGAAGCCCUAGAACUGGCAAAUGACACCGUAUCUCUGCUUUCUUUUGGGGUGUUUUAUGGUUUCUUCUCUUCCCUUCUUGUCUGGUCCAGUUAUGGUUUGGGAGCUGCCGUGAUAUCAAAUGACCUGGAAAGGUGUGAUCGUAUUAGAAAGCAACUCCAAGCCGGCAUUGUGUGGAUCAAUUGUUCACAGCCAUGCUUCUGUCAAGCUCCAUGGGGUGGCAACAAACGCAGCGGCUUUGGUCGCGAACCCGGCGAAUGGGGACUGGAGAAUUACGUGAGCGUGAAGCAGGUUACGCAGUAUAUAUCAGAUGAACCGUGGGGGUGGUAUAGCUCUCCAUCGAAGCUGUGAGAAGUCUCUGUGCAAUUCCAAUAAACCAUUGAAGAAGGAGAAAAGAGGAAGUAGUACUUUGUGAUGUGUAUGAUUUAAAAUUUUUAAGGGUAAACUACACGUUUAGUAUCCA